This is a messenger RNA of Symbiodinium sp. CCMP2456, 631 nucleotides long. Lineage: Eukaryota; Dinophyceae; Suessiales; Symbiodiniaceae. The record is from the annotation of a GenBank genome assembly.
GUCGUCACUGCCCGAGACCGUCACGGACUUGGCUGCCUUGUGCGCCUUGAACCUGAGGACCAAUCCCCUCACGGAGCUCCCAAAGCGCCUCGAUGAGUUGCAAGCGCUCAAAUCCCUGGAUAUCAGCUCCACGCCGUUGGGCAAGUCUUUGCUGCUCCCUCCGCAGGGUCACUGCCCCACACGGCGAACGCUCUAUCUAAUGAACAAGUACGACGCUUUGCAGACCAUUCGCCUGGAGAAGACUCAGAGCUCACCUCUGCCUGAUGGCCUGGCUUCCUGGGGCCAAGGACCUCCACCGAAGCCACCCCCAGGGAAUUCGGCCCGACACAGUCGAACUGGUCAAGCGCCGGGCGGACGAGCUGGCAAGGACUCGUGGGGCUACAGCUGUUUCGACGGAGGGCCCGAGGACUUCCACAUCUUCCCGCGGCGGUCAGCUGCGGAGGAGGCUGGCGAUGAUCCCUUCCUCCGGCAGGUGUUGCAGGACAUCGAGCAUCAGCUGGAGCAGUGCCUGGAGUCCUCCAAGAGGCAGAAAGUCUUCAGGAGUCUACUCCGGCAGUGGCAUCCGGACAAGCGCCGCGAGGACGAGGAGUUGGCCACGCGCGUGUUCCAAUGGCUGCAGACGAUGAAGUAG